ACAAUGACUGUCGUCGUCGUCUUUCUCAUCGUUCUCCAGAAACUAGAAACCCUAAUUUCAAAUUCGAAAAUGGCGACACAAAAUCAAACCAUACAUCUCACAGAGGCGAUAUGGACGGAGAUUAUAGCGAGGUUACCAUUGAGAAUCAUCGCUAGAUUCAAACUGGUAAGCAAAACAUGGAAAUCAACAAUCGAAUCAGUCUACUUCCGCCGUCUCUUUGUGUCUGUGCACCGAAAAUCCUCAACCUCGUGGUCGCUAAUGUGGUACGGAUUAAAAGAUCUCAUAGGUUUCCAUGGAUGCGAGACAUGGGGUCUUCCAAAGUCUCUAUCUUUUUAUAUCCCAUCGUCUCUUUACAUUGUUGCGGCGUCUUCCCAUGGAUUGGUUAUGAUUUCAGAGUAUGAUCAUGCUUGCUGCUUUGUGGGCAAUCCAGUUUUACAACAAUGGAUCCAAAUCCCUCCAGCUCCAGGUUAUUCUUCUGUGUUAGGUUUGGUGACUCGCGUGGACGACUAUGGCUUUGUUUUGGGCUUCAAAGUGGUUAGGUUAGCUGAAAUGCGACCGACGAAUAAUGAUGUCUCCGGUACUUUGAGUGUGUUUUUGUAUUCCUCUGAGACUGGGAUUUGGACUUCUAAGAUAAUUCACUGCCCUUGUCGAAUCACCAACACUGCUUCUUUGACUUUGGAUGGUUCAAUUUACUUUAACCAUCUUAGUGAACCUGGAGUACUCGUAGCUUAUGAUUUCUAUUCUGAAUCCUCCGAUCAAUUUCGGGUUAUACCUCUCCCAGAUCAUCCGAAUCACGGCUUCAAUCACAACUUCAAAGGUGCUUUGACUACGUCCCACGGAAUUUUCAUGUAUAUCAGAACAUUAGCUCAAUCCUCGUCUAAUGUUUUCAAGGCUUGGAGGUUGAACAAUGAUUUAUCCUGGCAACUUUUGUGGAAUAUCGCCCUCCCGCUACUUAUCGGUGAUUAUCUACCUAUGGCAAUGCAUCCAUUUGAUAGUGACACAGUCUAUCUAUGGAGUCAAGAUAAUCGUCAUGUGGUAUCAUGUAACUUGCGGACUCAGAAGAAUAGAAUCCUCGGAGCUGAAGAUAAUGAUGAUGAUCAUCUAGAUUGUUUCUUCAACCAGCCUAUUUGUGAGGAGUGUAUGGAUGAGAUAUGCAGGUAUAAAGUUUCUGUCAGGUUAUUACAAUUGGUGCUCCCACGGUGGAUGGAAUCGGCGCUUUGUCCUCCCCAAGUUGAGAUGAUAGAUACAUCUUCAUUACAUUCUUACGUUAAGUCAAUGCAAGAGACAAGAAGAAGGAAUUGGAACCAAUGAUUUCAUUUUGGUUUUCUGGUUUUCUUUCUCAUCUCUUACGUUAAGUCAAUGCAAGAGACAAGAAGAAGUAAUUGGAAUCAAUGAUUUUUUUUU
Messenger RNA from Arabidopsis lyrata subsp. lyrata, 1404 nucleotides. RefSeq names its product F-box protein At3g26010. NCBI's taxonomy places the organism in Eukaryota, Viridiplantae, Streptophyta, Magnoliopsida, Brassicales, Brassicaceae. Gene Ontology annotation, molecular function: protein binding. The transcript has a single exon. The record is from RefSeq and is a predicted model, not a curated record. Bases 4 to 1311 code for a protein of 435 amino acids.